AUGUCAAAGAUAUUAGAAUCAGAUAGAUCACGAAAAAACGACUUCCUAUACCCAUUUAUCUUUCGGGAGUAUAUUUAUACAUUUGCUCAUGAUCAUAGUUUAAAUAGAUCGAUUUUGUUGGAAAAUGUAGGCUAUGACAAUAAAUCUAGUUUUUUAAUUGUAAAACGUUUAAUUACUCGAAUGUAUCAACAAAAUCAUUUGAUUAUUUCUGCUAAUGAUUCUAACCAAAAUCCAUUUUUUAGAUACAACAAGAAUUUGUAUUAUCAAAUGAUAUCAGAAGGCUUUGCAGUUAUUGUGGAAAUUCCAUUUUCCCUACGAUUAGUAUCUUCUUUAGAAAGGUCAGAGAUAGUAAAAUCUCAUAAAUUACGAUCAAUUCAUUCAAUAUUUCCUUUUUUAGAGGACAAAUUUCCACAUUUAAAUUAUGUGUCAGAUAUAUUAAUACCUUACCCCAUCCAUAUAGAAAAAUUGGUUCAAACCCUUCGCUAUUGGGUGAAAGAUCCCUCUUCUUUGCAUUUAUUACGACUCUUUCUUCAUGAGUAUUGGAAUUUGAACAGUCUUAUUAUUCCAAAGAAAUCUAUUAUUAUUUUUAUAAAAAGGAAUCCAAGAUUUUUCUUGUUCCUAUAUAAUUCUCAUGUAUAUGAAUACGAAUCCAUCUUCUUUUUUCUCCGUAACCAAUCCUUUCAUUUACGAUCAAUAUUUUUGCGAGUCCUUCUUGAACGAAUUUUUUUCAAUGGAAAAAUAGAACAUUUUGCGGAAGUCUUUGCUAAUGAUUUUCAGGCCACCCUAUGGUUGUUCAAGGAUCCUUUCAUGCAUUAUGUUAGAUAUCAAGGAAAAUCAAUUUUGGCUUAAAAAAAUAGGCCUUUUCUGAUGAAAAAAUGGAAAUAUUACCUUGUCAACUUAUGUAAAUAUCAUUUUUAUGUCUGGUUUCAACCAGAAAAGAUCUAUAUAAAUUCAUUAUCCUAGCAUUCUCUCAACUUUUUGGGCUAUCUUUCAAGUGUACAAUUAAAUCCUUCAGUGGUGUGGAGUCAAAUGUUAGAAUAUUCAUUUAUAAUAGAUAAUACUAUAAAGAAACUCGAUACAAUAGUUCCAAUUAUUCCUUUAAUUGGAUCAUUGGCAAAAACGAAAUUUUGUAAUGCAGUAGGACAUCCCAUUAGUAAACCGAUUCGAGCGGAUUCGUCGGAUUCUGAUAUUCUCGACCGAUUUGUGCGUAUAUGCAGAAAUCUUUCUCAUUAUUAUAGCAGAUCCUCAAAAAAAAAAAAAAGAGUUUGUAUCGAAUAAAAUAUAUACUUCGACUUUCUUGUGUUAAAACUUUGGCCCGUAAACACAAAAGUACUGUACACGCUUUUUUGAAAAGAUUAGGUUCGGAAUUAUUAUAAGAGUUUUUUACGGAGGAAGAACAGAUUCUUUCUUUGAUCUUUCCAAAAGUUUCUUCUAGUUCGCGCAGGUUAUAUAGAAGACGUGUUUGGUAUUUGGAUAUUAUUUCUAUCAAUGAUUUGGCCAAUCAUGAAUAAUUGGUUAUGAAAACAUGUAAAUCGAAAUUAUCCCUAAAUGAUGAAGAUGAAGGGAUAACAAAAAAUUCAUUUAUUUUUAUUAUGAAAUGCUCCUACAAUAUACGAGUAGGGAUUGAGCAAUUGAGUAUUCAACUUCCUUAGAGGUUUCGUCUAGGAAGGGAACUGAGUUUUAGAUGUAUACAUAGGGAAAGCCAUGUGCAAUGAAAAAUGCAAGCACGGCUUGGAGAGGGAUUUUUU
Molecule: messenger RNA, 1748 nt
Organism: Hevea brasiliensis (rubber tree)
Lineage: Eukaryota; Viridiplantae; Streptophyta; Magnoliopsida; Malpighiales; Euphorbiaceae
Product: maturase K
Exons: 2
Coding region: 1-849 (282 amino acids)
Biological process (GO): mRNA processing
Cellular component (GO): chloroplast
Source: RefSeq, a predicted model, not a curated record